Molecule: messenger RNA, 1852 nt
Organism: Tigriopus californicus
Lineage: Eukaryota; Metazoa; Arthropoda; Copepoda; Harpacticoida; Harpacticidae
Exons: 3
Coding region: 1000-1770 (256 amino acids)
Biological process (GO): sodium ion transport
Cellular component (GO): membrane
Molecular function (GO): sodium channel activity
Source: RefSeq, a predicted model, not a curated record
UUGGGUUCGGGCCGUCUUCAGGUCGAGGUGCUUCAAGAAAUUGGUGGAACCCUAUAUUGCUAGCUUCUGUUUUAUAGCUUAUUGACAGAAGAGGUUUUGAGCAAUUUGAAACGGCCAAUGUGAUGGCUGAGUUGACUGGCUGAGGAAGGCUCGCCCCUAUGGCCCAAGCACUUCUAAAUUUUUAAUGUUUUGCCUUAUUUUUCGGAAUGGCUUUUUACUUUUAAAUGUUGCUCUUUAAUUUUGGGUGUGCUUCAAGCCUUUUUGGAUCGAAUGUAUUUCUUUUUUUUUUUUUGGAGGGCCAUUUUUUUCACUUUGUGUGUUCAGUUUUGAAAUUCAGUGUGCAACUUGAUUGUUUUUGUUAGCCUCUUUCUACAUUUGGUGUGCUCGUAAUAUCUUUUUGUGAGUGUGUCAGUUUAUUCUUUAGGUGUGCCGAUUUCUAUUUAACCCAUUUGUAAGCAAUAAGUUAAUACUUUUUAUGCAUCGUGUUAGUCAUAAUACUUUAAAAAAACGUCUCCAUUACGUCUUGAAUAUCUAUUAUACUUGUGAUGUCUUUUAAAUAUUUUCAUUCGUUGUUUCUUUAUAGUAAUCUACUUCCCUCUUCUCCAUUUGAUUGCAAAUCACUUUUUAGCGUCAAAUUUUAGGAGCCCCUGUGCUUUAGGCUGGUAAGUGAAUUUAAAAAUGCUCCCUUAUAAUUUUGCUGAUCUGCAGAAGUAACUUUUCUGUUGCGACUGUCAGACCUUUUUUCCCCUCCAAAAUGACGUGUUAAUAUAUGUUUCACCUAAAUUUAUUUCGUGAAUGUCACAUUUUCCACUCUUUAAUUACAUUUAGGAGGGUACAUUGCCGUUCCGCAUGAAUUGCCCAUCAACCAUUGCAUUUCAAGAUGCCCCUGUGACUUCACGUGAACAGUAAAUCCCAUGUUGAAUUUCCAGGAAUUACUUGGAUCCAAAUGAGCCUCUGAACGCAGAAGCAUCUAUUGAAGUCCAUAACACAUUCUUACCAAUGGAAGGCGAGUUAUUCCCUUGUGACGUGGUGACAAUUGCCACGAACUUAUCCUCAACUGAAUUGGUCUUCGUGGAGUUUAUCCCAUUAUCCCCGAAAUGGCACACGAUGAUCCGUUUUGAUAAUCAACAUCAAUUUACAUCCCAGGGAAACGAAAUUUUUGGAGGUACAGAGCUUUUAGCAUCGAACCUCUUGCCAGAGGAUUCUAGUCUAUUAGUACUGAAAGAGAGGGUGAUGUUAUCGAAAUCACAACCCAGUCGUAUUUGUACUGACAGCGGCCAAGCGAAAAUGUUCCAAUGCACCCAAGAUUAUUUAGUGAGAAAUAUGCCUUGUCAUUUACCAUGGCUGCCUAAAAAUGAAGAUUCACAAAAGAGACCGUGUAACGAGACACAUGAUUGGAUUGUUUGGAAAGAAGUGUGGGAACAUCUAUACAAAGAUGUAACCUAUGAGAAAAUUGUCAAAACCACCGGAUGCGUGCCCAAUUGCUUUUAUAGGAAAUACGAGGCAAACAUGGCCAGUGUCUCUAUUCCUCCCGUUAUAGACCCACUAGUCAAUGGCAGUCACUUGUUGGUACUUCAAAUGCCCCAAGGGAUUGUCACGUUCCAAACGGAAAAGUAUUUCUAUGACGCUUCCAGCUUCGUAGCGGAUGUCGGCGGGUUCCUUGGGCUCCUUUUAGGCCUCAGUGUCAUGGAUAUCGUGGAGAUGGUCAUCAGUGUUUUCAAAUGGAUUACUGAAAUCACAUUCAAAACCAAAAUCGAUCCGGUCUCCUAAGUCAUGAAUUCGCACAGUUCGGCGGACGUUAUCAUUUUUAAUUGAUCCUAGGCAUUAGUACUUCUUUUUGUACGUUGCUUCA